Messenger RNA from Diprion similis, 2048 nucleotides. RefSeq lists its product as uncharacterized. The coding region runs from base 56 to 1789 and encodes 577 amino acids. Gene Ontology annotation, molecular function: glutathione transferase activity. The record is from RefSeq and is a predicted model, not a curated record. Gene Ontology annotation, biological process: glutathione metabolic process. Lineage: Eukaryota; Metazoa; Arthropoda; Insecta; Hymenoptera; Diprionidae. The transcript has 13 exons.
UUGGUGGGGCUGUGAUUGAUACUGUGAAAACCAGUAGCGUGACGGUAGAAACAUAAUGUCGAGUUAUAAGUUGACUUAUUUCGCAAUAGCGUCGCUUGGAGAACCGAUCAGGUUCCUUCUCAGCUACGGUGGAAUCGAUUACGAGGAUAAUCGCUUGCCUAAAGAAGAUUGGCCAGCGCUCAAACCAAAAACGCCUCUCGGACAACUUCCGAUUCUCGAAGUAGACGGGAAGACGUUGUAUCAGAGUAACGCAAUCGUUCGAUCUCUCGCUCAUAAAUUGAAUUUAUUCGGCGACACUACUUUCGAACACUUCGAAGUAAAUGCUCAUAUUGAAACCAUUGGCGAUUUAAAAAAUAUACUGUUCAACUGGACCUGGCAUGAAACUCCAGAAGAUAAACUCGCCAAAGAGGCAGGGAUUCGAGAGAAGUCGGCUUUUUUGUUGGGCAAGUUUGAAGCCGCGGUAAAAGAGAACCGCGGGUAUUUCGUGGGUGGGAAAUUGUCAGCCGCGGAUAUUCUUUUUGCUGGAUUGAAUCCCGUUUUCUCCUUCAUCCUGGGCAAUGAUUUCCUCGCGGAUUAUCCUAACCUAAAAAAUCUCGUCGAGAAAGUGAAUGCUCUACCGGGUAUCAAGGAACACAUUGCUAAUCGUCCGAAAACACUCGAAGAUCUAAGGAUUCAACUAGGCUGGAACAUGGCUAGGUGUAGGACCACCACGGUAGACUCACCCAAAGGAUGGGAGAACACCAUGACGAGCUACAAGUUGAUUUAUAUUGCAAUUUCCGGUUUCGCCGGACCGAUCAGGUACCUUCUGAGCUACGUAGACAUCGACUUCGAGGAUAAGCGCAUAACUCAGGAGGCUUGGCCGGCGCUCAAACCACUAAUGCCCUUGGAACAGGUUCCGGUUCUUAAAAUUGAUGGAAAAACGUUAUAUCAGUCCAACGCUAUCCCCCACUUCCUUGUCAAGAAAUUCAACCUACCAUGCAGCAAUGACUUUGAGGUAUUUAAGGUAGACGCGACUCUCGAAACCAUCGGCGAUUCUAGACCAAACGGUAGAACGAGACUAGGUGUAUCGCUACCACGGUUGGUCGACAAGGAUGGAAGAGUGGAAAAAUAUUGUGAUCUACGUCACGAACUCUGCUCGUUAUUCUCUUAUCUUAAAUUCGGUGCAACGUUAUUAGGCAUCAUGUCGAGCUACAAGUUGACUUAUUUUGGAAUUGCCGGUCUCGCCGAGCCGAUUAGAUACCUUUUGAGCUACGGAGGCAUCGACUUCGAAGAUAACCGCAUAACUCAGGAAGCUUGGCCUGCUCUCAAGCCACAAAUGCCCUUGGAACAAGUUCCGGUUCUCGAAAUCGACGGAAAAAUUUUCUAUCAAUCCAACGCUAUCGCCCGCUUCCUUGCCAAGAAAUUCAACAUAUUAGGCAGCAAUGAUUUAGAGGCAUUCGACGUCGAUGCCACUCUCGAAACCAUCGGCGACUUGAGACAGCUGCUCGCCAAGUGGUACUGGUAUUCCGAACCGGCGCAGAAGGCGGCAACUGAGGCAGAGACGAAAAAGAAGGCCGCUUUUUAUCUCGGCAAACUCGACGCGUGGGUGAAGAAGAACGACGGAUAUUUCGUUGCCGGCAAGCUCUCGGCAGCAGACAUCGUCUUCGCCGGAUUCCAUCUCAUCUUCGCUUUCCUGGUGGGUAAGGAUUACCUUGCAGAUUAUCCGAAUCUCAAGGGUGUCGUUGAAAAAGUUGAGGCUCUUCCUGCCAUCAAAGCUUACAUUGCUAAGCGUCCGGUGACGGAAUACUGAACGGGAUGCGAAAGCUCAUAUCGAUUACGUGUUUUAAAUCUAGAAUAAAUCAGCUUACACGUCAUACAUAGAGUCGGUAACAACCACUCGAUCCAUUCGACGAAUCGGAGUAUUAUAAGAUGAUAGUUUCUAGGUUUCUUCAUCUGAAAAGUAUGUUAUUUUAAACCAUGAAAAAAUUUGAACUAGAAUUAGGCGCUUUUUAUUUUUUACUCGUUUUGUAUUAUUUCAACCUAUAACAGACAUUUUAUACGACGCAUUU